This is a messenger RNA of Hydra vulgaris (swiftwater hydra), 3156 nucleotides long. The record is from RefSeq and is a predicted model, not a curated record. Lineage: Eukaryota; Metazoa; Cnidaria; Hydrozoa; Anthoathecata; Hydridae.
UAUAAUAUUUAUUUUAAGGCAAUGAAGUGAUUAAUACCACAUUUUCUGUGUUUGACACUCUACAAAAUGCAGAAGAUUCAAUUAUUAAAUAUGAGGUGCAAACAUCCUCAAAAUUUUCAACGUUUAAAAAAGAUAAAACUUUUAGCGUAAAGGAUUUUGAGUUGAAAAACCACAAAAUACUUUUUGAAGAUAAAAAGAAUAAAUUUCGCCCUAGUCAGCAAAUUAUGUUUAGUGGAGUUCCGUUUAUAAUUGUUGGUUCGAAACAUCUUGAUUGUACUCAUGGAGUCAAUCAUACUAUAUCGCGGAAAAUGAGAAAUCAAGCAGAAAAACUGAAGGCAAAAGAUACUGUUAAUAGUGCCACAAUGUAUGCUAAAAGUCGUUUUUUGUCCCAAGAUACAAAGAAAAUGAACUGCCCUGCAAAAAUUACAAUAAGAGAUGUGGUUUAUUUUCCAGAUUUUAAAGCAGAAGCUAACACUGAACGCCGAAAGCGUACUGUCGCUGAAAAACUGAAGGAGGACUGGAGCAACAAAAAGAAACAUUUAAUUUUGAUAGAAAAAUUGUUGUUAAUUUCCCCUUAGAAGACGAACACAAAGGUCAUUUAGUUGGAAAAGUAAUUUUUUUUUUUUUCUGAAAUUUUAAACAAAAUCUUUAAAAAGUCAAAUAUGGUUACCAACCCUCAGAUUUAGUUUCAGCACUCUGCAAUGCUGAACUAUCUGCUGAUCUGACUUCAACCUCUUUUGUUGACUUUGUUUCUAUAUUAUUGUAUUUUGUGCCUUCCAGAAGACCACCAAAAAUAGUUUAAUGUUAAUAAUAUAUUGCGACCUUCUUUUUCUUAAAUCUGAAAGUAAAAAAAAAAAAAAAAAAACAUAAUAUAAAAUGAAACCAUUAAAGUUAACCAAAAACAUUCAAAAAUUUUUUUAGAGGGCUGGUUUGUCACUACAAGUUGAUUCUAAAAUUAUUUCCAAAAUUUAUCAAUUGGUUGGAGAAGGGAUCCGAAAUCCACGUGAAAUGCAAAGAUCUAUUCGUGUAUAUGUAAAAGACGAACUAUUUAGAGGACUAGAAUUACCACCAACAUCAUCUAGAAGAUACUACCCAAAAAUUCAAGAUAUACGAAAUCAUAUGUAUAAAGCUGCUACAAAGUUGAAAUUUUCUAAACUGGAUCAAGAAAAUCUCCAGCAAAAGGUUGAAGAAUGGAGAAAUAAAUACCCAAGAGAUAAGUUUUAUUAUCGUGGUUACGGAGAAGUUACAGACCAUAGCAAAGAAUUAGAAGUUUCAGAAAAAUUUAACAGAGAAAAUGAAGAAGAUAUUUUUUCUAACGUACUUCCUACAAAACAAAAACUUCUUUUUAUUCACCAGACAAUAAGUCAAAAAGAACUUCUUUAUAAAUAUGGCAAUCAUAUAUGCCUACUAGAUGCCACUUAUAAAUCUACUAGAUAUUCAAUCCCGUUGUUCUUUGUUGUUGUAAAAACAAACAGUAACUAUCAGGUAGUAGCGUCCUUUGCAGUGCAAGAUGAAACUACUGAUACAAUAACAGAAGCACUAAAAAAAUUAAGUCAGUGGAAUCCAGAAUGGAACCCUAAGUGUUUUAUGACUGAUAACUGUGAGGCAGAAAUUUUAUCAAUCGAAAAUGUUUUUAAAGAUUGCUUUGUUAUUCUCUGUGAUUUUCACCGUGAGCAAGCGUGGGAAAGAUGGUUGUCUGCUAAUGCAAAUGGAAUGAGAUCAGUCAAGCACACUGCUCUUUGUUUACUUAGACGAAUAGCUGCUUCUGAAACACAGGAAGAAUAUGACAUUGCUAUACAAGCUCUACACAAGGAUCCAAUAUGGAUCUCUACAAAUAGCAUUAAAUUUAAAAAUUACAUAGAAAACACAUGGUUGCCUGAGAAAAAGCGUUGGGUCAAGCAUUCAGAAGUGGAAUAUUAGAGACAGUUGUAAAUACAAACAACGGUGUUGAGCGAAAGAACAGAGAUUUCAAACAUGAGUUUUUAAAUCAGUAUAAGGAUAACUCGUUAAGUGGAAUGGUGACAGUUCUUGUUGAUCAAUUUAUUCCUGAGACAUACAGCAGGUAUGUGGAAGCUAAUAUUCGUCGCUGCUCAGACUACAGACUCUACAAUAGCAACCUUCCAAAAUGGCUUUGUAAUAAACCUGAGAAUUUCACAAGACAUUGUAUAGAAAAGAUUGGUCUUGUGAAGGACUGCAACAACCUAAAAAUUACAUUCCAUGAAAAUUCUAAGAAUAAGCAAAUGUAUGAGGUAAAAAGCUUCACAAGUGCAAAAAGUUAUAUUGUCACUAUUGGAGGUCAAGACACUAAGUUCCCUGAUUGCCAAUGCAUAGAAUGGAAGAAAACAUUGAUGCCAUGCAAACAUAUGGUAGCAAUCUUUCAACAUUGCGAUGGAGUUAGUUGGGAUUUAUUGCCAGAUAGUUACCGAUUAUCUCCAUACUUUUGUUUGGAUAAUUCAGUCAUUUAUGGUAAUGAAUCUUGUCAUGAAGAAGAAUCUAAUAUAUGUUUUGAAGACAACUUAUCUGAGACACAAGGUCAUGUUAUUUUGGAAAAUGUGCAGAAUAAAAUAUACCCUAAGCAAACAAAUGCAUCAUCAUGUAGAGAUAUCCUUUCUCAAAUAAAAACAUUAAGUUACUUAGUUUAUGAUGAGAUUGUGGUUAAAUCCUUAAAAUUUAAACUUCAAGAAAUCCUAAAUGAGCUUCAAACACUUGUCCCUAAACACGACAACAUCCCAUUAGAAAGGAAUGAAGUUACUAAGAAAAAAAGGUGUGCAUGUGCAAUUUCAGAUAAAUUACCUAAACCAAAAAUUUUGAAAACAAAAUUUACCGGCAGAAUUGGAAUUUCGACAGAAAAAAGAAGAAUUGCAUCUAGUAUAAAAAUUUUAGAAAAAGAAAAGGAGAAACAAGAUAUAAUUGAAGAAUAUGCACCUUUAGACGAUUCUUUUUACAAUAUUCCUAUCGAACCAAUGUGAUUUGUCUAUUUUUUAAUCAAACCAAACACUUGAGGCCCGAAAACCCUAACAAAUAUUAGAAUCACUGGUUUGGACCUUUCAAUAGUCCAAUCACACUUCAGAUUUAUGGUGACAAGAAGAGAAUAAGCUCAAAAUCAAAAAAAUUUUAAGAAGGACAAACAGUUAUUAAUAAUUCUUUUAAAUGAAG